Aspergillus bombycis is the source of this 1314-nucleotide messenger RNA. Its product is annotated as mannose-1-phosphate guanylyltransferase. The record is from RefSeq and is a predicted model, not a curated record. Gene Ontology annotation, molecular function: transferase activity. Gene Ontology annotation, biological process: biosynthetic process. The transcript has 4 exons. Lineage: Eukaryota; Fungi; Ascomycota; Eurotiomycetes; Eurotiales; Aspergillaceae. Gene Ontology annotation, cellular component: cytoplasm. The coding region runs from base 1 to 1314 and encodes 437 amino acids.
AUGCUUCAAGUACCAAUGCGGGAACAUACCAACGUGGCCUCCACCAAGGCUAUUAUCUUAGUCGGUGGUCCAUCCAGAGGAACCCGUUUCAGGCCUCUGUCCCUCGAUGUGCCCAAGCCUCUUUUCGAGGUUGCCGGACAUCCUAUCAUCUAUCACGGCCUCAAAGCCCUCGCGAAAAUCUCCGAUAUCCGAGAUGUGUACCUAGUCGGCUACUACGAUGAAACGGUCUUUCGCGACUUCAUCAAAGACUCCGCCAAGGAGUUCCCCCAAUUCCGCAUUCAAUAUCUGCGCGAAUACACAUCUCUAGGUACCGCCGGCGGUCUCUACCACUUCCGCGAUGCCAUCCUCAAAGGCAAACCGGAGCGCAUCUUCGUACUCAAUGCCGACGUCUGUUGCUCUUUCCCGCUCGGGGAGAUGCUGAGGCUGUUCGAGGAGAAGGAUGCAGAGGCUGUUAUUCUUGGAACCAGGGUGAGCAAUGAUGCCGCCACCAACUUCGGAUGCAUAGUUUCCGAUUCGCAUACCAAACGAGUGCUUCACUAUGUCGAGAAACCCGAAUCGCAUAUCUCCAACCUCAUUAACUGCGGUGUAUAUCUGUUUGCGACCGAGUGCAUUUUCCCUUCCAUCCGCAGUGCCAUCAAACGCCGCACCACCAGACCCCGUCUGGUAUCCUACCCAUCCUCUGAGAAUCUGGAGUCGUCAUUCGUCGCUGCCGAGGAAGACUCGGAGAAGAGCGAAGUUCUCCGCCUGGAGCAGGACAUUCUAUCAGACCUUGCCGACAGCAACCGCUUUUUCGUCCACGAAACGAAAGACUUCUGGCGCCAGAUUAAGACUGCCGGCUCUGCCGUCCCUGCCAACGCUCUCUACCUCCAGAAGGCCUUCCAGGCCCAAUCCGACGAACUUACACCUCCUUCCGCGACCAUUGUUCCCCCAGUCUUCAUCCACCCCUCCGCAACUGUGGAUCCCACGGCGAAGCUGGGACCCAAUGUCUCGAUUGGUCCCCGUGCGAUUGUGGGUGCGGGAGCCCGUGUCAAGGACUCGAUCGUGCUUGAGGAUGCUGAGAUCAAGCAUGACGCUUGCGUGAUGCACUCGAUCAUAGGAUGGAGCAGCCGUGUCGGUGCCUGGGCCCGUGUCGAGGGUACCCCUAUCGCGAAUGCAACGCAUUCCACCAGCAUCGUGAAGCACGGCAUCAAGGUACAGAGCAUCACCAUCUUGGGUAAGGAAUGCGCUGUUGGAGACGAAGUACGGGUGCAAAACUGUGUGUGUCUGCCGUACAAGGAACUCAAGCGUGAUGUCGCUAACGAGGUCAUUAUGUAA